UCGAAACCGUGUGUGUGGAAAACAAUCGCUGAAAAUAAAUAAACGCGCUGCAGACGGGAACACGGGCAAAUGAUAAGAUUUCAACAAAUAACAAAUCACAUUUGUGUUGUUUAGUGAAGAGAUGUCAAUUGGCUGCAAACAAUGGCAACAAUGUUAAAAAUAAUUAAUGUUUGUAUAAUUUUAUUGAUUGCACUGCCAAUUCUCAAUGCGAAGAAAGUGCAAACAAUUGAAUUAACCAAGGGCUGGACUUUGCGAGACAGUGAUUCCCUUAUUACAGUAGUUCCCGUGGAAGUGACAAAGAUACCCUCUGGAGUAUACACGGAGUUAUCAAAAACCUAUGGCGAUUUCCUAGCGCCUGGCAAUGAUGUCAAUCUACGCUGGAUUGCAAACAAAACAUGGAUCUAUAGCACAAGCUUCGAAAUGGCUGAACUGGGUCAGGACAGUAUGGUGAACUUGACAUUCCACGGCAUUGAUACGGUGUCCAAAAUUAGGUUGAAUGGCAAUCUGCUUGGUGAAACUGAUAACAUGUUUGUGCGCUAUUCCUAUGUCGUGGGACAUUUGUUGCAGUACGGCAGCGCACUCAAUCUCCUAGAGAUCGAAAUACUCUCGCCUUUGGUGGAGGCCAAUGCUCGGGCAGCGCAGCUGGAGGAACGUGGAGCUGGUGCUCCACCCAGUUGUCCAGCAUCGCGCGGAAAUGUUGAAUGCCAUCGCAAUAUGCUGCGCAAGCUGCAAAUGAGUUUUGGCGGCGAAUGGAAUCCGGCUGCUCUUUCAUCGGGCAUAUGGAAAUCGGUUACUGUUGAAUACUAUGCUGUGGCCAUUUUGCGUGAUGUGGAUGUGGCUAUCAAUCGUAAUGAUACCCACUGGACAAUGGAUUGUCGUGCCUUUAUCAGUACCUCCGACUACGAGAUCUUCUACGGACAGCUUGUGGUCUAUGCCAGUGAAUUAUUUGCGGAACCCUUUGUGGUGCCCCAACAAAAGCUCACCUAUGCUAAUCCGAAAAUUGAAUUCCAGAUUCAUAUACCCAAAGCAAAAGUUAAGCUCUGGUGGCCAAAUGGAUAUGGCAAUCAGAUGCUAUAUCCCGUUUCUUUCAAUCUGAAGACAUAUCGCAACGAGGAUGAACCCGGCCUGGGUUCACGCACCGACUCCCAUAAGCUGCUCAAUAUUGGUUUUCGCACCAUUGAGUUGGUGGAGGAUGAGGAUGACCGAGGUCGCACCUUUUAUUUCCGUGUUAAUGGUUAUCCCAUUUUUAUGAAGGGCGUUAAUUAUGUGACAGCUAAUGCACUGCCAGAACUAUCAGCGGAUUCUGAUACAAUACAACAUCUUUUGAAGUCCGCCAGAGAUGCCAACAUGAACAUGAUACGUGUUUGGGGCGGUGGACUUUAUGAGUCAGACACCUUUUAUAGCUUGGCCGAUAGCUAUGGCCUUUUGAUCUGGCAGGAUAUGGCUUUCACCAAGGCCACUUAUCCGGUUACCGAUGAACUGAUGGCUUGCAUGAGAGAGGAGGCAGCACAGAAUGCCCAGCGACUCGCCUAUCACGCCAGUCUUUCGCUGAUUGUAACCAACAAUGAGAUCGAGUUGUAUCUGGUGAAGAAUCGUUCGGAUUUUGGCACCGAUGCGAAGCGUCUGGAAGACGAGUAUAAGUUGCUCUUCUUGGGCAAUCUUUCGCCAGAACUAAACAUUAUUUCUCGCAACGAUUUCAAACCUCGUCCUGGCCCAAUGAUCUCCACACCCUCGAUGGGCAUAGCUGAGUCGGGCAAGGAGCUGGCCAAGGAUCCACAAAGUCCCAAUUAUGGUGAUGUUCACUUUUAUGAGGAAGACACUCCAUCGCAAACUAUUUAUCCGGAGGCUCGUUUCGUGUCGGAAUUUGGUUACGCCAGUCUGCCAAUGCGUUCGAGUUGGCUGCGUGAUCUCGGCCAGAAUGCCACAGAGGAGAGCUUGGCUGCUCUCAUUCGACAGCGUCAGCAUGAUACUAAAGGAUUUAUUCCACUAUUGCGACAAAUUGCUUACGAGCUGCCAUUUAAUCUGCAGAACUGGGAGGAUAACAUCGAUGAGUUCAUCUACUUCAGUCAGGUGGCUCAGGCAAUGUCCACUAAGAAGGCAGUUGAACUGUUUCGCAGUCGUCGUGGCGAUUAUUUGACCAUGGGUGCUCUCAUCUGGCAGUUGAAUGAUGUUUGGGUAGCUCCGACUUGGUCUUGCAUUGAUUAUUAUGGCAACUAUAAGUUGGUUUACUUUUGGGCCAAGGAAUUCUUUGCUUCUACAAGUAUUUUGGCGCUUUAUCAUGAGGCCAGCAAUCAAAUCAAUAUAACUAUCACUAGGGAAGAUUAUUCAGAUGAUCAACCAAAGACAUAUAAUCUCUUUAUCAACACAUUCCUCUGGAACGAUAUAUAUCCCAAAUCUUCAAUUGCACGCGCUAUAUCUGUUGGCGUUCACGCGAGUUCUUUGGAUCAACUACGCAUACCACUUGACUCUGUGCUUUAUGAAUCGAAAGCAAAGACAGAAAUCUUUCUCGAAAUUCUUUUGAAAGAUGAAGAUGAUACGAUUGUUGCCCAAAAUUAUUUCUAUCCUGUACCCAUUAAGAAUAUUGUGGGCAUUAGUGAUCCCGAACUGAAAAUCGAAAUCCAUCGAGGCGAUUGUGCAUCUUCGAAGCCUUACCUUAACAACUUCAGUUUACGCAUAACUGUCAGGUAUCCAACAUUGUUUAUCUAUUUGGAGCUUGUUCAUGAGACCUACACAGAAGUUCGUCACGAGUUCUCAAUGAAUGGAUUCACACAGACGGUACCACGCCAAAUCGUCACAUUGAAUAUUGACGAAGAUUCCGAGUGCAUAAAACUAACUUCAGAUAAUAUAAGAGUCAAGACCAUGAAUCAGUAUAUGGUAUAAGGUAUAUAUGCUUGACCAAUAAAUAAUCCCCUGCUGUUGCUUAAUAAAGAUGCUUUGCUUUAAUGGUGUAAUGGAAA
Drosophila nasuta is the source of this 2957-nucleotide messenger RNA. Its product is annotated as beta-mannosidase-like. Lineage: Eukaryota; Metazoa; Arthropoda; Insecta; Diptera; Drosophilidae. Gene Ontology annotation, biological process: glycoprotein catabolic process. Gene Ontology annotation, molecular function: beta-mannosidase activity. The transcript has 10 exons. The record is from RefSeq and is a predicted model, not a curated record. Bases 142 to 2880 code for a protein of 912 amino acids.